Molecule: messenger RNA, 540 nt
Organism: Notothenia coriiceps (black rockcod)
Lineage: Eukaryota; Metazoa; Chordata; Actinopteri; Perciformes; Nototheniidae
Product: nicalin-1-like
Exons: 5
Biological process (GO): regulation of signal transduction
Cellular component (GO): membrane
Source: RefSeq, a predicted model, not a curated record
CUCCAGCUUGCUGCAGGACAACGUGGCCUUCGUGCUGUGUUUGGACACUUUGGGGAACGGAGACACGAUGCACCUCCACGUGUCCAAACCUCCCAAAGAGGGGUCUCCUCAGUUCACCCUGCUCAAGGAGCUGGAGCUGGUGUCAGAGAGCCAGUUCCCGGACGUGAAGUUCUCGAUGGUCCAUAAGAAGAUCAACCUGGCGGACGACAUGCUGGCCUGGGAGCACGAGCGCUUCGGGAUCCGCCGCCUGCCGGCCUUCACGCUGUCGCACCUGGCCUCCCACCGCCUGGCGCAGAGAGCCAGCAUCAUGGACGCCCGGUCAGUGUCCCCCUCCUCUCGCCACGGAGCGGGAGAGCCCCCUGCUGGGCCUCACGUAGAUGUUCAGAAGCUCAGCAGAAACACAAAGCUGGUAGCAGAGGCGCUCGCCAGAGUCAUAUACAACCUCACUGAAAAGGGCGCUCCUGGAGACCUGCAGAUCUUCACUGAACAGAUGGUGCAGGACGAGCAGCUCUCGGCAGUCGUUGAUUGGCUGACGGCUCA